GGUACUUGUAAAAUCAGAGAUACUCAAACUCUCGAGUCUCCUACGAGCCCUCCUGGUUCGUUCUCUUCUCUCAUUCCCGCCUAAAAACCUUUAACUCUCUCGAUUCGGCCAUUGAAGCAGCCGCAACAGCUUGAGGAGAUUUCAAAAAAUGGGUAAAGUUGAGAUUAAAGAAGAAGUAGAAGGAGAUCGCGUCGGAACUACCGAUUACUACUUCGAUAGAAUCGGCGAACCUAUCUGUAUCAAAGAGGAAGACGCUCUAUACGAUCUCGAAAACCCUCCCUCACAGCCUCUAGCUAUCUCCGAACGCCACGGCGUCGUUUUCGUCGCACAUUCCUCCGGGUUUCUUGUUGCAAAGACCAAGGAUGUAAUUUCUGCUUUGAAGAAUAGUAACGGGAAAGGUACCAGGGUUUAUCUCCAGAAUUUGAGCCUCGUGGAUGUUCCCGUUGGCAACGUUCGUAUACUGUCUCUCUCUGCGGAUGAUUCCAUUCUCGCUGUCUCCGUCGCUGCUGAUUUUCAUUUCUUCUCUGUGGAUUCACUUCUUAAUAAGGAUGCAGAACCUUCAUUUUCUUAUUCACCUGAUGAGUCAGACUUUGUUAAGGAUUUCCGGUGGACACGGAAAGAUAAACAUUCGUAUCUUGUUCUUUCAAACCAUGGGAAUCUCUUUCAUGGAAUUGAUAAUGCACCCCCUAGACAUGUUAUGGAUGGUGUUGACGCCGUUGAAUGGAGUUCAAAAGGGAGUUAUAUUGCUGUGGCUCAAGAUAAUAGCCUGCGGAUUUUGUCGUCAAAGUUUAACGAGAAGCAGUGCAUAGCGUUAUCAUUUGACGCCUGGAAUGGUGAUUCCAAUGAAAACUGUGUUGUGAAAGUUGAUUCUAUUCGAUGGGUACGUCACAACUGUAUUCUUCUCGGAUGCUUCCAGCUGAUUGAUGGCAUGGAAGAAAAUUACUUUGUUCAGGUUAUUAAGAGUCCGGACGGGAAGAUAACUGAUGGUUCGUCCAAUCUGGUUGCUGUAUCCUUCUCUGAUUUGUUUCCAUGUUCGAUGGAUGAUCUUGUUCCGGCUGGUGUUGGACCUCAUUUGCUCUUUAGCUACAUAGACAAAUGCAAACUGGCAAUCAUAGCAAACAGGAAGAGCAUAGAUGAGCAUAUUGUUUUGCUAAAUUGGCCACUUGGUGAUGAUAAAAGUGCAGUUGCCGUUGUUGAUAUUGAUCGAGAGACCUUUUUGCCAAGGAUUGGACUCCAAGAAAAUGGAGACGACAAUAUGAUCAUGGGACUCUGUAUCGAUAGGGUUUCUGUUGAAGGGACCGUUAAUCUCCGUUCGGGAGAUGAUGAAAUGAAAGAACUCCCGCCGUAUUGUGUUCUUGUGUGCCUCACUUUGGAAGGAAAAAUGGUCAUGUUUAAUGUUGCUAGUGUUGCAGGACUCCCAGCUUCAGAUAAUGUUGAUUUGGCUUCUUCUUCUGAUAUAGAAGAUGCUAAUGCCCCUUCAAUUAGAGAUGAUCUUUCUGAACAAUCUUCUGAAGAGCCUGAACAACAACGAAAUGUGAAUGUUUCGGUACAAAAUGAACUGAAACCCCUCAACUCAGAUCAUUUAACUUUUCUGUUACCUACCGAACAAAGGUUCCCAAAUGAAACAAUUUCUAGUAAGGAAAUUGGUUCUGUAAAAAAUUCAGCGUCUGGGGACAACAACGGGAAGCAAGAAUUCUAUGCUGAAAAACCAUUACAAGCUGCAGAUGGUCAACAAAGCAUGAUUCCUAGGCAGUUCGGAACAAGUUUUGGGGUAACUCCUUCGUCUUUAGGAUAUGACACCAACAAAUUUGCAGGACUGGGUCCUAUCCUCCCUGUUUCUGAUAAGUUUCAAAAAGACUUAUCUGAGCAGUCUAAGUCUCUGCAUUUUCAGACCAGUUUUGGGUCAAAGAGUACACCAGCUUUAUUUGCAUUUUCUGGCCCGCAGAACGCUACUGUUCCUUCACCACAAAAUACACCAGCUCAGCCAUGGUCAAGUGGGAAAGGUAUCUCACCUCCAAAUUUUGCCUCUGGUCGUUUUACUUCUGUGAAAGAUACUCAGCAUAAGCAAUCAGAACAGACGGGAGCUGGUUAUGUAAAUCCUCCUACGUGCAUCAAAGAGAAGCCUGUACAAGUUAUUGAGACUGCUAAAGCAUCGGCUCUGAUUAAUUUAACUCCUCCGCUAGGCCAAAAUCAAGACGCUGAUGAAGGGGUAGAAAAAAUCGAGCCAAUUCCGUCUAUCCGUGCCUCUCAAUUGUCACUACAGGUGAAAUCUUCGUUCGAAAAGUCCUCUAGUCUUCAGCAGCACAAAACUCCGUCCAGUCCUGGACCUCUGAGACUCGAGAAUACCAUGUCAAAGCAACCCAGUAAUAUAAAUGAGAUGGCCAGAGAAAUGGAUGCGCUUUUACAGUCCAUUGAAGGACCAGGUGGUUUCAAGGAUUGUUGCACCUCAUUACUCAAAAGUCAUAUUGAAGAAUUGGAGCAAGGACUUCAAAGUCUUGCUGGCAAGUGCCAAACGUGGAAGAGCAUAACUCACGAGCAGCAAGCAGAGAUCCAACAUCUUCUGGACAAAACAAUUCAAGUUUUGGCCAAAAAGACAUACAUGGAAGGGUUGUAUAAGCAAACUUCUGAUAACCAGUACUGGCAACUUUGGAACCGCCGGAGGUUGAAUCCUGAGCUUGAGGCCAAGCGGCAGCAUAUUGUGAAACUAAACAAGGAUUUGACUCAUCAACUGAUUGAAUUAGAGAGAUAUUUUAAUCGGCUUGAACUCGAUCGCUACCAAGAGGAUGGAGGACUUUCUGUGGCCCGGAGAGGUUUGCCAAAUAGGUCUGCCCCUUCAAGACGUGUGCAAUUCCUUCAUAGCCUUCAUAACACAAUGAGUUCCCAAUUGGCAGCUGCUGAGCAACUCUCUGACUGUCUCUCAAAACAAAUGACAUUUCUGAAAAUCGAUUCACCUGUCAAAAAAAAUGUGAAGCAGGAGUUGUUUGAGACAAUUGGGAUCCCUUAUGAUGCUUCUUUCAGCUCGCCAGAUGCUGUAAAAGCUAACAAUGCAUCUUCAGCGAAAAAUCUAUUACUCUCUUCUAUUCCUGCAAGUAUAAAUGCACAGUCCAGACAACGUCAGUCAUCUGGUAUGAAAAGUUCUGACCCUGAAACGGCUAGGAGGAGGAGAGAAUCAUUAGACAGGAAUUGGGCUGCUUUUGAGCCUCCAAAAACAACUGUCAAAAGGAUGCUUCUGCAGGAGCAACAGAAGACGGGUAUGAACCAACAGACUGUGUCGAAUGAGAGAAUACGGUCAACGAUUAAUACACAGGAGCAAUCACUGCUUCGCCUGAAGGAUCAUGCAUCACCUGUAGUCUCCUCGAAUAAGGGAAAAAUGGAAUUAUUCCAACAAGACACAUCUGAAGCGCAAUCAACCCCGUUCAGAUCAAGGCCACCUAUGCCACAAUCUAACAGUCCCUUUACCUUCUCUCCAAUAUCUGCGUCGAAGGCAAGUUUCGAUUGGUCUGGAAAUAUGUCGAACAAUAAAGCUUCUUAUGCUGAGGAAUCAGCCCCGUCGCAGAGUAAGGAUCCGAAGACAGUUUCACAAUUAGGAGGACCAAAUUUGCUUCUGAAACGACCAGUGGCAUCGACUGUAUUUGAACAGACAGAAAAGAAGGCUGGAGAAGUUAAACUUUCUGAAGGCAAAGCAAAUGUGUUUCCUGAUAGAGCUGCUGGAAAUGUGCAGCGGCUUGGUACCACAUCGUCAAGAUCCGAUUCUGAACCUAGCAAAGGUUUUGGCAUUCAACUGUCGUCGGUGCCUACUGGUGAACCAGCAUCUAGUUUCCCUGUAAAAUCGCUGUUUGAUUUCAAUACCAGUAGCAGUAUCCCUGGUGACAAAGUAACUUUUCCUGCUGCAACGGUGUCAGUUUCAUCUUCACCUUUGUCUAGCACGUCACUUGAUUCCGUUUCCACGUUAUCUACACCAUUAUCACGUCCAGUGCCAUCCUCUACACAAGAUUCAGUUCCAACAUCUAUUCCCAUCAGCUUAGCAUCAGUCCCUCAAAAGUUUUCAGUCACAUCGACAUCUGCAGUUUCAGGUUCAGCUACGGGGUUCAGUGUUCCAUUUGGUAAAUCGUUGACCAGUGCCAAUUUUGAUCUCAAUCAAGAAGCUACGUCAACACCUUCUCAAUCACCUGGCCCCACAACUGGCUUCUCUUUUAAGUUACCAGCUUUGUCUCCAUCAUCCCCUGAAAUUGUCACAUCUUCAGCUGGCCAAUCUUCAUUUCUUCCACCAACUUCCACAGCAUCACAAGUGUCAUCUAGUCUGGUCUCUGCAACCAGUUCCCUAACAGAUAAUAAUCGUUUGUUUUCAUCAGCCUCCUCAUCGUUGACUGCUCCUGACGCGUCUCAGUCUCCUCAAGUUUCCACCCCGUCUUCUGCUGAGUCCAUUACAGAGCCAGUCUCAGAGCCUAAAAAACCAGAUGCUCAUAGUUCGCCAAUUCCAAGUAUGGGAAGUACUGUAGAUUCUGUAGCAAAUGCGACAAAAGUACAAACUGAGCUGCUGCCAGUGAAAAGUGAGAUUCCAAACCCAGAGACUACAGUAACCCCUGUCAGUUCAUCUGGGUUCCUGUCUGGGUUUUCAUCCGGAGCUCAGUCUAGUCCUUUAAGCAUGGCGCCGCCUUCAUUCAGUUGGCCAGGUAGUUCUCAGCCGCAACAGCUAUCGUCGACACCUGUCUCUUUCCCUGCAUCUUUAUCAACUUCUGCAAGUCCAUUUGGUGAGAAAAAAGACACUGUAGAUACACAAGAAGAUGAAAUGGACGAAGAAGCUUCAGAGGCUAGCCAGACGACUGAACUUAGUAUGGGUGGUUUUGGAGGUUUUGGGCUUGGGUCAACUCCAAACCCGGCUGCUCCCAAAGCAUAUCCAUUUGGGGGUCCCUUUGGUAAUGCUACAACAACAACAAGUAAUCCGUUCAAUAUGGCAGUCCCCAGCGGCGAGCUAUUCCGACCAGCAUCAUUCAAUUUUCAAAAUCCUCAACCAUCUCAACCGGCAGGGUUUGGUGGAUUUUCUACAACACCUUCUCAGACACCACCUACUCAGAGCGGGUUUGGCCAACCGUCACAGAUUGGUGGAGGACAGCAAGCUCUAGGAUCGGUUCUUGGUUCAUUUGGGCAGUCGAGGCAGAUUGGUGCUGGUCUCCCUGGAGCUACGUUUGGUGGUCCAAGUGGAUUUGGUGGCUCUAACCCAGGGAAUGGCCUCCCAAAUGCACCAGCGUCUGGGGGUUUUGCAGCUGCUGGUUCUAGUGCUACUGGUGGCUUUGCGGCCAUGGCUUCAGCUGGUAGGGGAUUCGCUGGAGCUUCUUCUAGUCCAACUGGUGGUUUCGCAGCUUUAGCCUCAGCUAGUGGAGGCUUUGCCGGUGCUGCUCCAGGAGGAGCCGCCAGUGGAUUUGGUGGACUUGGUUCAGGCUCCGGAGGUUUUGGAGGCUUUGCUCCUCCUAGUGGUGGAGGUUUCGUGGGAGCAGCAGGAGGUGGUGGUUUUGGAGGUUUUGGCAGCCAAGGACAAGGCCAAGCCGGUGGUGGUGGGUUCGCAGGCUUUGGUGGCAACCCCGGAGCAACAGGAAAGCCAUCGGAACUCUUCACACAGAUGAGAAAAUGAGACAAUUUGUUCAAAUCAGUAUGCAAAUGCAAGCGAGUCUCUCAUCUUUUACGUAGACCUAAGCUAGCUUGUCUCAAGAAAUUUUGGUCUAGCUCUCAAGUCUCGACUUACAGUCAAGUCGUAUAUUUUUUUCUAUAAAUAUUGUGUGUUUGUCUACUCCUUUUUUUUGUUAAUGUUGAAAUGUAGUUACGUCAUCAACUAACCUUGAAAAUGUUAUAAAUUGCUGACUUAACACUCACGUGGCUCAUGCCUUAAUGGCCAUACAG
Messenger RNA from Eutrema salsugineum, 5895 nucleotides. Its product is annotated as nuclear pore complex protein NUP214. The record is from RefSeq and is a predicted model, not a curated record. The transcript has 18 exons. Gene Ontology annotation, molecular function: structural constituent of nuclear pore; protein binding. NCBI's taxonomy places the organism in Eukaryota, Viridiplantae, Streptophyta, Magnoliopsida, Brassicales, Brassicaceae. The coding region runs from base 149 to 5629 and encodes 1826 amino acids. Gene Ontology annotation, biological process: RNA export from nucleus.